Sus scrofa (pig) is the source of this 1471-nucleotide messenger RNA. It is a transcript of the gene MMACHC, whose product is annotated as metabolism of cobalamin associated C. NCBI's taxonomy places the organism in Eukaryota, Metazoa, Chordata, Mammalia, Artiodactyla, Suidae. Gene Ontology annotation, molecular function: cyanocobalamin reductase (cyanide-eliminating) (NADP+) activity; FAD binding; demethylase activity. The record is from RefSeq and is marked validated. Gene Ontology annotation, biological process: cobalamin metabolic process. Gene Ontology annotation, cellular component: cytoplasm.
AGCGUGUAGCGUGCGCUAUGGAGCCCCAUGUCGCAGAGCUGAAGCAGAGGAUUGAGGACACGUUAUGCCCUUUUGGCUUCGAAAUUUACCCCUUCCAGGUCGCAUGGUACAAUGCACUCCUGCCUGCAGCCUUCCACCUGCCCUUGCCAGGACCUACCCUGGCCUUCCUGGUACUCAGCACACCUGCCAUGUUUGACCGGGCCCUCAAGCCCUUCCUGCAGAGUUGCCACCUCCAACCACUGACAGACCCUGUGGACCAGUGUGUGGCCUACCACCUAGGCCGCGUUAGAAAGAGCCUCCCAGAGCUGCAGAUAGAAGUCAUCGCUGACUACGAGGUCCACCCAAAUCGGCGCCCCAAGAUCCUGGCCCAGACGGCAGCCCACGUGGCAGGUGCUGCUUACUACUACCAACGACAGGACGUGGAGUCUGACCCCUGGGGCACCCAGCACAUAUCAGGUGUGUGUAUACAUCCCCGAUUUGGGGGCUGGUUUGCCAUCCGGGGGGUGGUGCUGCUGCCAGGAAUGGAGGUGCCAGAUCUGCCACCCACAAAGCCCAUUGACUGUGUACCUGCAAGAGCCGACCGGAUCGCCCUGCUCGAACGCUUCAAUUUCCAUUGGCGUGACUGGACUUACCGGGACGUUGUGACCCCUCAGGAGCGCUACUCAGAGGAGCAGAAGGCCUACUUCUCCACCCCGCCUGCCCAACGCUUGGCUUUACUGGGCUUGUCCCAGCCUUCACAAGAGCCUGGCCCUGCAUCCCAUGAGCGUCUCCCUACCACAUCCUCACCCAAGAAGCCUCAGAAUCUUAGCAGAGGCUGGCUCAGCCCCAAGGCCUCACUGCCUGCAUCCCCCGGCCCUUGACACCCUACCCCCUCCCUGCAGAUCCUUGUUCAUGGCAGUGGCGCCUGCUGGGAUGUCCUUGGUUCUGGCAAGACGUUUUAUUUGGGGUACAAGAUAAUUAGGGUACAAGAUGAUUAUUUUUGAUAAAAGAAUUGAGAUUUUUUGUGUGUUGCCUUUUAGGACUGCACUUGUGGCAUAUGGUGGUCCCCAGGCUAAGGGUCGAAUGGGAGCUGUAGCUGCCAGCCUACACCACAGCCACAGUAACUAGGGAUCCAGGCCACGUCUUCAACCUACACGAAGACUCGCUGCUAUGCCGGAUCCUUGACCAACUGAGUGGGGCCAGGGAUCGAACCUGUGUCCUCAUGGAUACUAGUCAGAUUGAUUUCUGCUGAGCCACGACAGGAACUCCUGUAGUAGAGAUCUUAAGUGAAGAUAACAAGGCUGAGAGUUUGCUCAAGACCAAAGGCCAGAGCAGAUCCAGACGUCCCACCUGCCUUGGAAUAUGGAUUACCUGUAACCAUUUCUUUGCAGUGCUUCGGGAUUCUGCUUAGUUUAAUGAGCAACUAAAUACCUGCCUCAGAAGGUUGUUGUAGAGACUGAAUAAAUACUGCCUGGCAUAUGGUAAGCCGUUA